Molecule: messenger RNA, 2052 nt
Organism: Candoia aspera
Lineage: Eukaryota; Metazoa; Chordata; Lepidosauria; Squamata; Candoiidae
Gene: NAPRT
Product: nicotinate phosphoribosyltransferase
Exons: 12
Coding region: 2-1642 (546 amino acids)
Biological process (GO): NAD+ biosynthetic process via the salvage pathway
Cellular component (GO): cytosol
Molecular function (GO): nicotinate phosphoribosyltransferase activity
Source: RefSeq, a predicted model, not a curated record
CAUGGAGCCGGGCGGCGCGGCGGGGCGACGCGGCGGCUCGCUGGCGCUGCUGACCGACCUCUACCAGUUCACCAUGGCGUACGGCUACUGGCGCGCCGGGCGGCACCGCGAGCCCGCCGCCUUCGAGCUCUUCUUCCGCCGCUGCCCCUUCCAGGGCGCCUUCGCCCUCGGCGCCGGCCUGGGCGACUGCCUGGCCUUCCUGCGCUCCUUCCGCUUCUCCCGGGCAGAUAUCGAGUACCUCAAGUCUGUCCUUCCUGUUACCACUGAGGAAGCCUUCUUUGAAUACUUGCACACAGUCGACGCCUCUGAAGUUUCCAUCUCGUCUGCUCCGGAGGGGUCCGUUGUCUUUUCCAGGGUGCCAUUACUUCAGGUGAGAGGCCCCUUGUUGGUGGUCCAACUUAUGGAGACCACCCUGCUGUGCCUGGUGAACUAUGCUAGUCUGGUGGCUACAAACGCUGCCCGGUUCCGACUUGCAGCAGGUCCAGACAAGAAGCUGAUGGAGAUGGGAUUGCGUCGGGCUCAGGGACUGGACGGAGGCCUCUCCGCGUCCAAGUAUUCCUACGUGGGGGGUUUUGAUUUUACCAGCAACGUCCUCGCUGGGAAACUCUACGGGAUUCCUGCACAGGGAACGUUGGCUCAUUCCUACGUGUCCUCUUUUACCUCCGUGGAUGAUGUAAACCCACGGAGCCUGCUGCCCCUGACUGGGGAGGAGCCCGUGGACUUUCCAACCUUAGUGGAGAAGUGGUUAACCCAAGUGUGCCAAUUACUCCAUGUCCCGCUGGAGAGGGUGAGUGGCGGAGAGCGGGCGGCCUUCAUGUCCUACGCCAUUGCCUACCCACACAACUUCCAAGGGCUGGUGGACACCUACUGCGUCAUGAGGAGCGGCAUCCCCAACUUCUGUGCCGUCGCCCUCGCGCUGAACAAGCUGGGGUACCGAGCCAUCGGGGUCCGCCUGGACAGUGGGGACCUGGCCAAGCAGUCUGUGGAGAUCCGGCAUGUGUUUCGGACCUGCAGCAAGCACUUCCACAUCCCUUGGUUUGAAGCGAUACCCAUCACCGUAAGCAAUGAUGUCAGCGAACAGAGCUUGGAAGAAUUGUCUCGAGAGGGCAAUGAAAUCAAUAUGAUUGGCGUUGGGACCCACCUGGUGACGUGUCCUCUUCAGACGACCUUAGGCUGUGUCUACAAGCUGGUCGAAGUCAACGGCUCUCCAAGGCUGAAGGUGACUGAAGACCCAGAGAAGACAACCUUGCCCGGAAGGAAAGUGGUCUACAGACUUUGGGAUGCUGCAGGAUUCCCAUGUAUGGAUCUCAUGGCACUGGAGGAAGAGUCAGCUCCUGAGGCUGGCCAAGAGGUUGAGUUUUGGCCUCUAGGAGGAACUGAGAAGGCUGGGAAAUUGAUUCCUGCUGCAGUAGAAAUCCUUCACCGCGUCUACUUCAAAGAUGGAGAGAUUUGCCAGUCCCUUCCCAGCCUCAUGGAGAUCAAGGCUCAUGCGCAGACAUCAUUGGAUAAGCUUAGUCCCGCCCAUAAGAGGCUGCAGGAUCCAGAGGCCUACCAGGUACAGGUGUUGGUGAGAAACUGUGGACCAGUUUCUGGCCCUUUUAAAUCCCAUUUUGUUCAGACAGGGUAUAUUAAAAGGGUAUAGAAAGAAAUGCCUCUAAUAUUGGACUAGUGAGCAUAAAAUAGACCAAGGAGAGAUGGAAUUGGGGGUCUGAUCUCUUAUAUGGGUAGUCCUUGAUUUAUGACCAUUGAUCUAGAGGAAGAAUUGGCAAGGUGUUUUGGACAAAAGUCCCGGUGGUCCUUACCAUAAAGUAGCUGGGGUGGGUGUCACACUUGUGGAGGUUCCUCCACAGCACUCAGGAAUGGAUUCUUGAGAUGGUUAAUUCGGGAACACCAACUGUUUUUAUCAUAUGCGCAGCUGUCACACCUGGCUUGUACCCCUUUGGUCCACUCCACACUGUAGCUCCCACAGCAACUGUCCCCAUAAGCCAGUAUGGGAUUGACAAGACUGGGAGAACCCCCUCCCCACAGCCCUAGGCUGGACAUGCAACCUGC